Messenger RNA from Drosophila arizonae, 1286 nucleotides. RefSeq lists its product as uncharacterized. Lineage: Eukaryota; Metazoa; Arthropoda; Insecta; Diptera; Drosophilidae. The record is from RefSeq and is a predicted model, not a curated record.
CAAACAAACACAAAAUAGCACACACAGUAUAGAUUCAUAUUACUUAAGUACACAAAAUCCUUCACUAACCAGCUGCAAAGAUGAUGAACGAAGGGCGUCGCAAUAGCUAUGAUGUAGUUUCCAUACCAUCGUAUGAGUCACUGACGCAGCGAUCGGAGACCUCGGAGAAAUUGCCGAACGAUGUGGCAGUAACCAGUCAGAUGGUGCAAAACUUGCUAACUGAUGAGGAGAGACUGAGGCGUUGCUCGAAGAUCCGCGAUAUAAAAUCGAAUGCACCAACGCCGCCCGUCUCGUUAGCUGAGGACCUUUUGUUUUGUGAGCUGGACGCCUUCUCGAAUGAGACCUGUAACUACGAUGCUUCCGAUCUGCACGUGGCAGAAGCGUUCAGUUCCCAGCUCAUGAUUCUCUAUGAGCAGGGCGAUAUCCACAGCGCUCUACACUUUCUACUUGACUCGCUUCACAAUCCCUUCGCACCGCGGGCUGUGGGCACGGUGUUCGUUGAGCAGAGCAUUCGAGAGGAGAUCAUUGCGCGCAUCCAAGAUCGAAUGAGGCCGCUGAGUUUUAAAACCGCCUUGCAUCCCAAUUACCGCAAGACUAAGAAGGUGCUCACCAGCUUGGAUGUGCAGAUUGUUAGCGCCACGGAGAACAGAGUGCCGCCCCCAUUCUCCUCGCCCAUUGUGGUCUGCGACUGCGAGAGCAAAAUGCUGGGCACCCCUCCCACUGGCGUCGUCUGUUUGCGAUCAUUCCACGACAACCUCGAGAUCGUUGAGUGGUGCAACAAGGAGAGUUUGCAAUUCGAGAGCAUCAGCGUCUGGAACGAAUGCGUGGAGAGUCUCUAUCAGCUGGUCGCCACUCUGAACUGCAACACCUUCUACUUUAACAGCUGCAAUGUCAGCCUGGAGCCAAUCACUCCAUUUGAGGCCGAGAAGAAGACUACUGUCUGCAUUGCCGAUGGCUUUCACUAUGAAACACUGCAGAUCGGAGAGCAAAUAAAAGUCGUCAUAUUUCCCAUUGGCUCACAUAUCUGGCAAAGAGUUGAGGAGCCCAGCGAGCCUCCGCCGUCUCCCAUUUCAUUCCUAAACAGCUGAUCUGCCGAAUCGUCAAGUCCCUUCCUCAUCCUCAUCAGCAGCAGCUGCCGUUGGGAGUUUUCGAUAAAAAAUAAAGUCGUUCAAUUGUUUUCGCCAAAAAUAUAAACUUCCAUCAAUACUUUGCAGUUAUUUUUGGAUCAAUGAUAACGCAUUUUAUGCUAAUUGACUUUGUUGAUGCUGAUGAUGAUGAUGAUGCUG